AUGACGACCGCACCGCAUAUGCCGGCCAAGGCACACAGCACCGAAGAUGUGCACCCACGGCCUAAAGGUAUUCUGAAGAACACCAGGUCUUACCAGGACGCCCCUGUCGCCGCACCGGCUGCCACCCCGCCUACCGUGCCCACCAUCGCUGAGCCCGAAGACACCAAAGAGCUCACGCUUCAGAACACCUUGCAAAACGCGGGCCGACGUCGGUCCUCGUCCACUGCACGUGCGGGCUCGGCUUUACGCCGGCAGUCACUCGCCAGCCAGUACGAUGAGAACGAACCCCGCCUGAAGUGGGAUGAAGCAAACCUGUACUUGACGGAACAGGAGCGCACUGCGAAAAUGAAGAUCGACGAGCCCAAGACCCCCUAUGCCCCGCACUACGACCCCGCCGAGGAUGAGGAGGAGCUCCAACUCGAGGAGCUCAAGGACAGCGUCAUAGAUGCCCAGGACGUUGUGGUUGACGAGCUUGAUAAGACCACUCGAGGCGGCAACCACAAGAAGGCCGUGUCAGAGGACGACAUUCCCGACCUGGAGCUCGGCGAGCCUGAGGAGGGUCCGGCUGGCCAGGAAUCUCCCGAACAGCGCAUUUACCGCGAGCGCAGUAUGAGCAUGGACUCCCACAAGAGCGAGAAGCAUGUCGUCGUUGGUUCCGAGACAAACGGUGAUAUGCCAGCAGGUGUUGAUGGUCUCGUUACGACCGAGGAGGCGAAGGAGAAGCACCGCCAAUUUGAGGAGCACCGGAAGAAACACUACGAGAUGAGGAACAUCAAGGAGUUGCUUGCUCAUCCCGAGGACCUGGAGGAUGAAAUGGAGGAAGACGAGGACAUGGCUGAGCCUGGUCCCUCACCGGCAGUCCCUCACAUCCCCGAGCACUUCGGUAACGGUAGUCGAUAG
This is a messenger RNA of Penicillium canariense, 900 nucleotides long. Its product is annotated as PP1-complex regulatory subunit GLC8. The record is from RefSeq and is a predicted model, not a curated record. The coding region runs from base 1 to 900 and encodes 299 amino acids. Gene Ontology annotation, biological process: regulation of signal transduction. Lineage: Eukaryota; Fungi; Ascomycota; Eurotiomycetes; Eurotiales; Aspergillaceae. The transcript has 3 exons. Gene Ontology annotation, molecular function: protein phosphatase inhibitor activity.